AUGGGUGAUGAGCCCCCUGCCCCCGAUCACGGAGUGGCAUCCCUGGUUGGUUCAGAGGCUGCUUUUGCAGUCAUCAACGAGGCUUGGUUUCACGUUCUUGCUGGGGACGGCGAUGCUGCAGACCUUGCAGCCGCCCCUGGAUGCGGAACACCAGCUUUGCUAGACCUCCUCACAGGAGUGGAACUUUCUACAGGUGUCCUGGGAGCCUACACGCCCACCUUGCUGCAGGGUGCGGCGCAUGCAGACCUCCUCAAUGACGCUUGUGGUGGCUUCGCAAGCAUUCUGCUUCGAAAGGAGGAGUGGGACCGACUUAUGUGGGGCGUCCGCGAACUAUGGGGUCCAAGCCAAGUCUUGCGGAAGGCCGUCGUCGCAGUGGGGCGGGAUAAUCGCUCACUGCUGGCACAACUUGCCUUGUCUGAGCCUUGGGAACCCAGUCGCCGUGCAGCUCUCGUGAUGCUGCUGCAGGCUGCCACCCAUUUGGACCAUGGCCGUGAGGGCCCAUUGGCCAUGCUGAAGCGGUUGCUUCCAGACGGCGAGAGCCUGGUGGCGCAGCCUGAGCUGCAGCAACUUUUGUCCAUGGUUCCAGCCUUAAGCAGUUCCAGAGCACACUGGCGGCGGCGCCCUCCUCCAGACCCCUUGUCAGUCCAGGUGUCCUGCAAGGAUGUGGCAGGAGAAAGCUACCCUCCUCUGCAUGUGGACUCCUUGGAGAACAUUGAGGAGCCUGCUCCGGAGGACAUGUUGAUAGUAGCAGAAAAGAUACCCGCUGAAACAUUUUCGGGCUGCUUAGUCACGCAGCAGGAUGAAGCAGCCGUCUUAGCAGGACUGCCGCCACCUCCAACGAGGAAGAUCGGGUCCAACAUCAGUCAAGGUGUUUUGGUGCAGCAUCGAUCAUCAGAGGAUCCAGCGGCGUACGACGCAACCCCGUGCUGUAUUUGCAUGGAGUCCUUCAGUGCAUGCCAGCUUUGGCAUUGUGGUCGCGCGAUUUGCGGCGAAAAGGGCUUUUGCUCUGAAUGCUUGCGACAGCAUGCUGAGGCUGUCAUAGACAGCGGGCUUUACGCCGCACCCGCCGUGCGUUGCCCUGUUUGCAAUUUGCGCCUAGCGACAACAGCUUGGGCGCCUUUGGUCAAGGAGGAGACGUUUGCUAAAUACAACGAAAAUGCGCGAGCGCUCCUUACCUACCGAUGUGCAGCCUGUGACGAAACAGGCUCCUACUUGAGACCAAGCACUGAAGGAGUUGGCAAGCCUUUUGGGAUGCUCGGUAGCGAGGCGCGCGAGAGGCUUUGGACGGCCUGGGAAGCAUUCUUCCUCGCAGAGGUUCCUGCGGAGAAGUUCCUUCAAACCAUCCUGGACGAGUUUUCCUGCGGGCACCGCAAGGGCGGGGCUCCGCCCAGCAGCAUGAGCAAGGUGCUCGGUCCCAGUGGCCAAGCCAACUGGAUUGAGGACUUGGAGCGACGCUUGGCCCUCCAACUAGCUUGGCUGAAUCGUUUCCCACGACAGCGCACCCCUUGCUGUGGGGAGCAGUUCUGCUUCCGCUGCAAGGUCUCCUCCUGGCACCGGGGGGUCACUUGUAAUGAACGCCUCCGUUCCGAAAAAGCCCGGCAGGCGCAGCUGUGCCCGGGAUGCGGGGUGCCAACGCAGCGCAGCGAGGGCUGCCGCAAGAUCACCUGCGUUUGCGGCCGCGUAUGGGAAUGGGAGGGUGAGGGAGAGGAUAGCAGCGAUGAGGAGGGUGCUUUCUCGGAGGAUUCGGGGGCCGAGGACGAGAUUCAAGCACAAACGGCGGUGAAUUUGGUCGCGAUGAACAACAAGGUCUCAGAAGAGACUGUUCGUACGCUGAUACAGGCCUUGGUGAAUGCCGGAGCUGAUGUUAAUGAUUGGCCGAGCGAGCGAUGUCCCCUGCUCCUGGCUGUGCAGUGUCGGAACACUGCCGCAGUUGCUGCCCUUUGCGAAGUGGGAGCUCGGGUUACACCAGAGGUCCUGGAGGAGCUCAAGGGGGUCUCCUUGGAGAGCCAGCGCUGCGAAAUGGAGAGGCUGAUGCGUCCUCAAGUGCAAGGCGAUCCAAACAUGAGGCUGCCUCUCUGGGUUUGGAUUCAAGCCGGCAGUGCUGCAGCUGUGGAGGCUCUCCUCCGCAAUGCUGCGCACGAGGAGGCAGUCGGUGAGGACGUCUUCAUCGCCUUGCAGCGUAGCAGUGGCGAUGAAGAUAGCCGCAAGCAGAUUGCGGAACAUCUUCGAGAACAUGUUGGCGAGGAACUGGGGAAUCGCAUACCGCUGGAUGCUACAGAGCCUGAGCCCGCAGAUGUGGCAGAGGUUUGCUGGCAACAGAAGGCUGCAGAAAAGCGCGCCUUGACGGGCGCCGCGCGAGAUGACAAGGUGCCCGGCAUAGAUGCUUUGCUCGAGACAGAUGGAAUUCGGCGCAGAACCAUCACUCGGGAUGUUACUGUUCCGGACAGAUUUGAGGAGGUCACACAGAAGGCCAAGCCAGCCAAGGCUGAGCAAAAGGAAAGACGAGUCUGUCUUGUCUCCCUGCGGGCUUCGGGUGCUGGCAUCCACGCCUGCAACCGGGAUUACCGAUAUUGUGGCCUACACCAGGGCAAGCCAAUGUUCAAAGCAGACAACGGCGCAGUAAUCUACUUCAACAAGUUCUGGAAGAUGAAUAGCAUCUACAAAACGACAGGUUGGGUUUACAGCGUGAAGGAGCAUGCUGGGCCGUGGCCCGCUGAAACAGGGUGGGUCUCUGACGGGACGGCAGAACCAAAUGCUGGAGAGCCGCCAAGCCUCUUGCUGAUCGACGAGCCUUUACCUCGGCAAGUUGCCGAGGAGAGUGCCGCCUUGAUCUUGGAGGAUGGCCAGAAGGUGCUCAAACGGGAAGAAAACAAGAGAUGGCGCUGGAACGAAGUGUACAUACGGUCAAAGGAGGACAUUUUAAACAGCCUUGCCGGAGGAACGCGUUACGAUACGCGCGAGAGCAAACACACUGUUGCUCAAACAGCGUCGCAAGCUGGUGCACAGUCACCAGAACAAAACGCAGCACCGGUCACGGCUCCAUCUGCAGAAGCCAGAAACGGCAGCCAGCCGGAGGCGCGAAAAUCCACCACACUGAGACCUGGCUUCCUGAUUGGGGGCUCCCAAGCAAAGGAAGCCCUGGAGAGGAAGCCCGCGAGGCCGCACUCUCAAGCAAUUGUGCUGGACUAUCCCGACGGUGCCGUGGUCGAGUUCGACCGCUUUUCCAACGGUCGAUGGGUGCCAGCAAAGGUCAUUCACCGUGUUCGUCAUGGAAUUUUUGACUUAGACGUGGAGCCCCAAGUGCCUGCCACGAAGAUCAGAUGGCCCGGCGGCCAUGCGCCGCCGAGGACCCUGAAGCACACGUCCUUGAGCGGAGCAAUGCCACAAGCUCCACAAGCAGGCGAAGCAGCCAAGGCAGAAGAUCCAGCCUUUCACGUGGGGGCCGUUGUGGACUACGAUGACUUCUCCAACGAUGGCUGGAUUGAGGCGACGGUGCUUCAUCGGAACCGAAAUGGCACCUAUGACAUCAGUGUCAUGGGCAAUGCUGUUCAGAAGGUCCUGCCCAGCAGGCUACGGUGGCCAAAACUCAUUAAGCCAGACAUAGCUCGAGCAGCCACUGCCAAGAAACCGCUUACAAAAGCUUCUGGAGGAGGACGAUCUUUGAGACCGAGCGACUCCACUCGAGAAAGCUUGGCUGCAGCAGUUGCUGCAAGAAAGAAGGCGUUCAGCGAGCUAGCGGCAAAGAAGACAAAAGAGAAGCCGCCAAGCAGAGAAAUGCCCCCAAGCGAUCUUGAGACAGAGAUGGUGGUGGGAGGCACCGCUUUCACAGUGCGUCGCCUCCAAGAAGGCGAUGAAGCACCUCCGUCAUUGCAGUCGAUGCUGGCAUUCUUGGAUGCAGAGGCGAAUGAUACGUCCGAAGCUCGCAAAGCUGGCGAUUUCAAGCCCCAUGCCGGCCAGCCCAUACCGCUCACUCGUGGCAAAGGCUACCCCGAGUCCUUCUCCAUGGCAGAGGUGCCUCUGCCCAAGACAUGCGUCAUCCCAGAGGCUGCUGGAGGUAUUGAGGCAAAGCAAGAGAAGGCUCAGAAGGUGUCAGAAUGCCCAUCUGGUCCCUCAAGCAAGUGGUCGAUGGAGCAGGUGCUUCAGUUUCUGGACUUCCUGGGUCUCGGUCAUACUGGUGACAAGUUCAAGGAGAAUGCGAUCGAUGGUGCCAUGCUCGUUGAACUCUCCGAGGAGGAGCUUGUCUCCGAGCUCGGCCUGAUGAAGCUGCAGGAACGUGACGUUGAUGUGUCCAUCAUCCAAGAGGCCUUGCAGAAUGGCGCUGAUCCGAAUGCCAGAGAAAAGGAGGAGACGGCGGAGGAUGAAGCUUUGGGCCUUACUGGCUUGGCACUGCUAGCGAUGUGCUAUCGCUCCAGCAGCGAGUCGGUGUCAAGGGGCAUCGAAGCAUUGCUUGAGGCAAAAGCAGACUUGGAGAGAGAGGUGGACGAUGGCGCGACCCCGCUCCUGGUUGCGCUGCGGCACCGAAACAUCACGGCACUGGAGGUUUUGGCCAAAGCAAGUGCAGAAGGCUCCACGAGUACCUCCUCGCCGGUGCCACGCAUUGCGACUGAGAUUUUGGACGAGGUCAGCUGCCUGUCCGAAGACUCGCGUAGACUCCACGUGGAGGAGUUGCUCCGACCCGUGCUGCGUGGAUGCGGCCGGGGCCUGGCGCCCUUGCCACUCUGGACCUGGGUGGAGAACGGCUCUGUUGCUGCCGUCGAAGCGCUUCUGAGAAGCAGCGAUGAAGCGGUGUCAGUGGAGGACGUCAUUAGCCUGCAGCGCUGCCGUGUCAGCGAGUCACAGCCCCGUAUCCAGGAGUUGCUGCAACGAAAAUGUGGCGAAGAGGAGUUCUCCAGGCUGCAGACAGAAGCGGCCACGCGCCGGCUGCUGCAGGAGCUUCGUGAGGCCUUCGAUGACCAGCGUGAUGUAGACCUGGCCAUUGUUCGCAGCAGCCUGGAGCUGAAUGCGGACCCGAACGCACAGGAGGAAGAGGCAGAAGAUGGCCCUGACUUUCAGGAAGGCAGCUACUCCCUCUCUGCCCUGCAGCUGCUGGUCACGAAUCUGCAUGUCUCCUCGGACUCCAUGCAGACGGCAGUAGCAGCUUUGGUGGAGUCCAAGGCCCAGGUAAACGCGGAUGUUGGAAAUGACACGCCCCUACUUUCGGCCUUGCAGAGUCGCUGUGUGCCUGGUGUGGAAGCCUUGUGUCAGCAUGGGGCCAAAGUCUCAUCCGAUUGCCUGGACGAGCUCAAAACCAUCUCCAGCAGCAAGGUUCGGCACGCGCUCGAAGAUGUUCUCCAACCUCUGAUCGGAAAGGACAAAAGACUCCGCUGUCCUCUUUGGAUGUGGGUGCAGCUGGGCGCAGUUUCUGCUGCGGAGGCGCUGGUGCGAAAUGCUUCUCACGAUGAGGAAAUCGAUGUUGAUGUCCUUGUCGCCUUGCAGCGGUGUCGCGGCGGCCACUCUCAGAAGGCAGAGAUUACCAGCCUUCUGCAGGAGCAUCUCGGGGAGGAGGAGUUCAAGCGCCUGGAGGCGUCUGGCGCCACAAGGCGUUUGCUGAUGGAGCUGCGUGAGGCUCACACAGAGGAGCGGGAGCCAGAACUGGACAUCGUCUGUGAAGCGCUUGCGCAAGGUGCAAAUCCAAACGCGCAGGAAGAGGAUGAGGAAGAGACUGACGAGGAGGAGGGUGAGGACGAGGAGGAUGAAGGGGGAAGCAUGGAAGAGGAUGAGGACGCAGACGACGAAGACACUGAGAAGGAGGACGGCGAGACAGAGCCAGAAGGUGAGUGGGAUGAGGAUGACCAGGGCUGA
Symbiodinium pilosum is the source of this 5841-nucleotide messenger RNA. Lineage: Eukaryota; Dinophyceae; Suessiales; Symbiodiniaceae. The record is from the annotation of a GenBank genome assembly.